Messenger RNA from Lodderomyces parapsilosis, 1734 nucleotides. Its product is annotated as pepsin-like aspartic protease. The coding region runs from base 1 to 1734 and encodes 577 amino acids. The transcript has a single exon. Lineage: Eukaryota; Fungi; Ascomycota; Pichiomycetes; Serinales; Debaryomycetaceae. The record is from RefSeq and is a predicted model, not a curated record. Gene Ontology annotation, biological process: proteolysis. Gene Ontology annotation, molecular function: aspartic-type endopeptidase activity.
AUGAGAGUCCUUAAUAAUAUGUGCUUUGCUGCUAUAUUGAUUUUGUGGUUGCCAUUGGUCUCAUCAAAGACCAAAAAUGUUUCUCCAACCAGUUUCAAAGUCAACUUCAACGUUAGAAGGGGUUCUGCUAGGGAUCUUUUAUCCCCAAGUGAAGAUUCGAAACCUAAAUUUGUCAAACGUGAUAAUGAUGGGUCUUCAGAGAUGGAAUUAGUUAACGAGAAAACUUUUUACCUUGCUAAUUUGUACAUUGGAUCAAAUGAAGACAAGAACCAAGUACUUGUUGAUACUGGAAGCUCAGAUCUCUGGGUCAUGUCUCAUGACCUUGAGUGUUACGGGUAUGGUUACCGCAAAAAGAAACGGGAUGCUAAAAAUGUGGUAAGCUUUGGUAAUGGACCCAAAUUUAUCGAAGAGAAUGAAGUCAACGAUAGACCAACAAAGUCGAGAAACACCAACAAAGUUCCCGUGAACAAAGCAGAAGGGAGUGCAUACAACAGCUUUACGUACCUCACUGAUAGCCCGGAGGCUAGUGAAGAUCCAGAGCCUUCGUAUGACACAUACAGCUACUACAGUUAUGAAUCCUACUACGGAGGAUCAAACACGUGCACAUCAUAUGGUACAUUCAAUACCGAGAAUUCCGAUUCAUUUGUCCAAAAUGACACUGAUCCGUUUAUGAUUAGUUAUGCUGAUAAUUCUUUUGCAAUUGGAAUCUGGGGUCACGAUACUGUUAGAAUUGGUGAUUUGUUAGUUGAAGAUUUGAGUUUUGCUGUUGCUAAUGAGUCAUCUAGUGACAUUGGUGUCUUGGGUAUCGGGUUGCCAGGAUUGGAAGUAACAAAUGACGCGAGUGGCUACACGUAUGAGAAUUUACCUUUGAGGAUGAAGUCCGAUGGUGUUAUCAACAAAGCAUUGUACUCGUUGUAUUUGGAUAAAGCUGAUGCCGAAGCGGGCUCCAUAUUGUUUGGUGCUGUUGAUCAUGCCAAGUACAUUGGAACUUUAGAAACAUUGAAGUUGAGAAACACAUAUGAAGAGUACGACUACCCAGUCAAAUUUGACGUUCCGGUUGACAAGAUUGCCGUCAACAAGGACGGAAAGACGUCCACUGUUUUGUCAUCUACUGACGGAGCUGUGUUGGACUCAGGAUCAACCUUGUCUUAUUUACGUUCUGACCAAAUUGAAGGGAUUGCUGACGCUCUUGAUGGUGUUUACUCCUACAUUGCUGACGCUUACGUUAUUGACUGUGAUUAUCAAAAUGAUACUACAUCGACUUUGCAAAUUAGUUUUGGCAAGAAAAUCAUAAAUGUUCCUUUGUCAGACUUGGUUCUCGAGUCCACUUACGGCACAACUUGCUAUUUGGGACUUUUUGAACAAUCAUCUAACUCCUCAUACAUCUUAUUUGGUGACAAUGUGUUGAGAAAUGCUUAUGUUGUGUACGACUUGGAAGACAAUGAGGUUCAUAUUGGUCAAGCUUACUAUACUGAUGAUGAAGAUAUCGAAAUUGUUGAGAAUACUGUUCCAACUGGUGGAGGACAAGAUAGUACUUCUACCAAACCACAAUCGUCAAGUGAAACCGAUUCUUCAAGAGGAAGUAGCAAUGGAUCCGGAUCGCAAUCAUCUUCAUCAGCUGCUUCUUCCUCCACUGAUUCGGGUGGAAAGACAAAUGCUGCUUUGCCCGUGUAUUCAGUUUCAUUAAAUCACUUUUUCGGAGUGGUUUUAGCUUCCAUUGUGUCAAUUAUUUAA